AUGACCGACCUGGAAUACUGGCCCAAAGAAGAGGCACUGCACUGGUUCUAUGACAUCACAAUUCUACUCAGACCUAUUGUGAAAUCUUCAACGAGGAGAAGUCAACGAGGAGAAGUCAACGAGGAGAAGUCAACGAGGAGAAGUCAAGGAGGAGAAGUCAAGGAGGAGAAGUCAAGGAGGAGAAGUCAAGGAGGAGAAGUCAAGGAGGAGAAGUCAAGGAGGAGAAGUCAAGGAGGAGAAGUCAAGGAGGAGAAGUCAAGGAGGAGAAGUCAAGGAGGAGAAGUCAAGGAGGAGAAGUCAAGGAGGAGAAGUCAAGGAGGAGAAGUCAAGGAGGAGAAGUCAAGGAGGAGAAGUCAAGGAGGAGAAGUCAAGGAGGAGAAGUCAAGGAGGAGAAGUCAAGGAGGAGAAGUCAAGGAGGAGAAGUCAAGGAGGAGAAGUCAAGGAGGAGAAGUCAAGGAGGAGAAGUCAAGGAGGAGAAGUCAAGGAGGAGAAGUCAAGGAGGAGAAGUCAAGGAGGAGAAGUCAAGGAGGAGAAGUCAAGGAGGAGAAGUCAAGGAGGAGAAGUCAAGGAGGAGAAGUCAAGGAGGAGAAGUCAAGGAGGAGAAGUCAAGGAGGAGAAGUCAAGGAGGAGAAGUCAAGGAGGAGAAGUCAAGGAGGAGAAGUCAAGGAGGAGAAGUCAAGGAGGAGAAGUCAAGGAGGAGAAGUCAAGGAGGAGAAGUCAAGGAGGAGAAGUCAAGGAGGAGAAGUCAAGGAGGAGAAGUCAAGGAGGAGAAGUCAAGGAGGAGAAGUCAAGGAGGAGAAGUCAAGGAGGAGAAGUCAAGGAGGAGAAGUCAAGGAGGAGAAGUCAAGGAGGAGAAGUCAAGGAGGAGAAGUCAAGGAGGAGAAGUCAAGGAGGAGAAGUCAAGGAGGAGAAGUCAAGGAGGAGAAGUCAAGGAGGAGAAGUCAAGGAGGAGAAGUCAAGGAGGAGAAGUCAAGGAGGAGAAGUCAAGGAGGAGAAGUCAAGGAGGAGAAGUCAAGGAGGAGAAGUCAAGGAGGAGAAGUCAAGGAGGAGAAGUCAAGGAGGAGAAGUCAAGGAGGAGAAGUCAAGGAGGAGAAGUCAAGGAGGAGAAGUCAAGGAGGAGAAGUCAAGGAGGAGAAGUCAAGGAGGAGAAGUCAAGGAGGAGAAGUCAAGGAGGAGAAGUCAAGGAGGAGAAGUCAAGGAGGAGAAGUCAAGGAGGAGAAGUCAAGGAGGAGAAGUCAAGGAGGAGAAGUCAAGGAGGAGAAGUCAAGGAGGAGAAGUCAAGGAGGAGAAGUCAAGGAGGAGAAGUCAAGGAGGAGAAGUCAAGGAGGAGAAGUCAAGGAGGAGAAGUCAAGGAGGAGAAGUCAAGGAGGAGAAGUCAAGGAGGAGAAGUCAAGGAGGAGAAGUCAAGGAGGAGAAGUCAAGGAGGAGAAGUCAAGGAGGAGAAGUCAAGGAGGAGAAGUCAAGGAGGAGAAGUCAAGGAGGAGAAGUCAAGGAGGAGAAGUCAAGGAGGAGAAGUCAAGGAGGAGAAGUCAAGGAGGAGAAGUCAAGGAGGAGAAGUCAAGGAGGAGAAGUCAAGGAGGAGAAGUCAAGGAGGAGAAGUCAAGGAGAAGUCAAGGAGGAGAAGUCAAGGAGAAGUCAAGGAGAAGUCAAGGAGAAGUCAAGGAGAAGUCAAGGAGAAGUCAAGGAGAAGUCAAGGAGAAGUCAAGGAGAAGUCAAGGAGAAGUCAAGGAGAAGUCAAGGAGAAGUCAAGGAGAAGUCAAGGAGAAGUCAAGGAGAAGUCAAGGAGAAGUCAAGGAGAAGUCAAGGAGAAGUCAAGGAGAAGUCAAGGAGAAGUCAAGGAGAAGUCAAGGAGAAGUCAAGGAGAAGUCAAGGAGAAGUCAAGGAGAAGUCAAGGAGAAGUCAAGGAGAAGUCAAGGAGAAGUCAAGGAGAAGUCAAGGAGAAGUCAAGGAGAAGUCAAGGAGAAGUCAAGGAGAAGUCAAGGAGAAGUCAAGGAGAAGUCAAGGAGAAGUCAAGGAGAAGUCAAGGAGAAGUCAAGGAGAAGUCAAGGAGAAGUCAAGGAGAAGUCAAGGAGAAGUCAAGGAGAAGUCAAGGAGAAGUCAAGGAGAAGUCAAGGAGAAGUCAAGGAGAAGUCAAGGAGAAGUCAAGGAGAAGUCAAGGAGAAGUCAAGGAGAAGUCAAGGAGAAGUCAAGGAGAAGUCAAGGAGAAGUCAAGGAGAAGUCAAGGAGAAGUCAAGGAGAAGUCAAGGAGAAGUCAAGGAGAAGUCAAGGAGAAGUCAAGGAGAAGUCAAGGAGAAGUCAAGGAGAAGUCAAGGAGAAGUCAAGGAGAAGUCAAGGAGAAGUCAAGGAGAAGUCAAGGAGAAGUCAAGGAGAAGUCAAGGAGAAGUCAAGGAGAAGUCAAGGAGAAGUCAAGGAGAAGUCAAGGAGAAGUCAAGGAGAAGUCAAGGAGAAGUCAAGGAGAAGUCAAGGAGAAGUCAAGGAGAAGUCAAGGAGAAGUCAAGGAGAAGUCAAGGAGAAGUCAAGGAGAAGUCAAGGAGAAGUCAAGGAGAAGUCAAGGAGAAGUCAAGGAGAAGUCAAGGAGAAGUCAAGGAGAAGUCAAGGAGAAGUCAAGGAGAAGUCAAGGAGAAGUCAAGGAGAAGUCAAGGAGAAGUCAAGGAGAAGUCAAGGAGAAGUCAAGGAGAAGUCAAGGAGAAGUCAAGGAGAAGUCAAGGAGAAGUCAAGGAGAAGUCAAGGAGAAGUCAAGGAGAAGUCAAGGAGAAGUCAAGGAGAAGUCAAGGAGAAGUCAAGGAGAAGUCAAGGAGAAGUCAAGGAGAAGUCAAGGAGAAGUCAAGGAGAAGUCAAGGAGAAGUCAAGGAGAAGUCAAGGAGAAGUCAAGGAGAAGUCAAGGAGAAGUCAAGGAGAAGUCAAGGAGAAGUCAAGGAGAAGUCAAGGAGAAGUCAAGGAGAAGUCAAGGAGAAGUCAAGGAGAAGUCAAGGAGAAGUCAAGGAGAAGUCAAGGAGAAGUCAAGGAGAAGUCAAGGAGAAGUCAAGGAGAAGUCAAGGAGAAGUCAAGGAGAAGUCAAGGAGAAGUCAAGGAGAAGUCAAGGAGAAGUCAAGGAGAAGUCAAGGAGAAGUCAAGGAGAAGUCAAGGAGAAUCUUCGUCGUUGCAACACUGCGGUGUAUAGCUACAAUACUGUGCUUUGGUUUCAGACCCGUGUUGUGUCCAGAUGUCUGUGACUGCCGACUCGAAUUUGGAACCUGUGGCAGUGAUACAUGUGGUACUGGUUUUAUGCUGUGGCUCCGCUUCGAGUGGUCGCCCUGCACCGACUGUGACCGCUUCGAGUGGUCGCCCUGCACCGACUGUGACCGCUUCGAGUGGUCGCCCUGCAUCGACUGUGACCGCUUUGUGCUACUGGCCAGUGACGACACCGAACACUUCGACGGGUCGGCCUGUGUUGAAUGGGACCACUUCGAGUGGUCGCCCUGCGUCGACUGCGACCGUUUUGUGCUACUAGCCAACGACGACACUGACGACUUUGUUGGGUCAUCCUGCAUCGACUGCAACCACUUCGACGGGUCAUCCUGUGUCGAAUGCAACCGCUUCGUGCUACUGCCCUUCGACGACAGUGACCACUUUGUUGUACUGCCCUUCGACGACAGUGACCACUUUGUGGGAUCCGCCUGCGAUGACAGUGACCACUUUGGGGGAUCCUCCUGCGAUGACAGUGACCACUUUGGGGGAUCCGCCUGCGAUGACAGUGACCACUUUGGGGGAUCCGCCUGCGAUGACAGUGACCACUUUGGGGGAUCCGCCUGCGAUGACAGUGACCACUUUGGGGGAUCCGCCUGCGAUGACAGUGACCACUUUGUGGGCUCACCACGAGAGGAUAGUGAACACUUAGAGGUAUCAUCCUGUGAGAGUGAUUUCCACAUUGAACUGCACUGGCAGAGUGAUUUCUUCACUGAAUCACUCAGCGGCAAUGAUUUCCACAUCUCAUCACACUGGCAGUACCGUUCUGAAGCAGACUCGCGGUGUGAGGAUGGUAGGUAUGAUCUCCGCUGUGUUGUUGAGGUUUUAGGCGCUGCUGGCUGCAUUGUUGACGUCCGUAAGUGUUGA
Molecule: messenger RNA, 4092 nt
Organism: Schistocerca cancellata (South American locust)
Lineage: Eukaryota; Metazoa; Arthropoda; Insecta; Orthoptera; Acrididae
Product: trichohyalin-like
Exons: 3
Coding region: 1-4092 (1363 amino acids)
Source: RefSeq, a predicted model, not a curated record